This is a messenger RNA of Ornithodoros turicata, 1328 nucleotides long. RefSeq names its product zinc finger protein ZPR1-like. NCBI's taxonomy places the organism in Eukaryota, Metazoa, Arthropoda, Arachnida, Ixodida, Argasidae. The coding region runs from base 7 to 1290 and encodes 427 amino acids. Gene Ontology annotation, cellular component: nucleus; cytoplasm. The record is from RefSeq and is a predicted model, not a curated record. The transcript is spliced from 3 exons. Gene Ontology annotation, molecular function: zinc ion binding.
UAAACAAUGCUACAGGACAACGUCCCUAUAUUUCGUAACCUCAAUGCUGAGGACCACGAAGCCGAAGUAACUGAAAUUGAAAGUCUCUGCAUGCAGUGCCACGAGAAUGGCACCACGCGCCUGUUGCUCACCAAGAUACCUUUCUACAAAGAAGUUGUGAUCAUGUCAUUCAACUGUGAUAACUGCGGAUGGCAGAACAACGAACUGCAGCCUGCUGCUACGAUUCAAACCACCGGUAUUCGUUUUACUCUGAACGUGAGUACCAAAACAGACAUGAACCGAGAAGUCGUCCAAACCGGCACAGCAUCUGUCAGCAUCCCCGAGUUGGAGUUUGAAAUACCGGCGAAAUCACAGGAAGGUAGCAUCACAACGGUUGAAGGAAUCUUGGACAGAGCGAUUCAAGGACUGGAGGCGUCUGUGAAACACAUCACAGAUGAAGAUGUGUCGAAUAAAAUGACUGAGUUCGUAGACAAGAUGAAGUCCUUACGUAAGCUCGAAAGGUCGUUCAGAAUAGUCAUAGAUGACCCUUCGGGAAAUAGUUUUGUGGAGAACCCUCGUGCACCCAGUGCGGACGAUGCCAUGACUGUGGAGCGAUACACCAGAUCGAAGGAACAGAAUCUUCUUCUAGGCAUGGAUGAAGAAGCUACGGAAGAGGAAGAUGUCACUUCCGAAGUGCUGACAUUCUCGACGAACUGCAGCGAGUGUGGUGCGCCGUGUGAGACGCGUAUGAAGACGAUAAAGGUGCCUUAUUUCAAAGAAGUGAUAAUAAUUGCAACAACCUGCGACCGAUGUGGCCAUCGGACCAACGAGGUGAAGAGCGGGUCCGGCAUCGAACCUCUCGGAGAACGACUGGAGCUCGACCUGACGGAAACCUGCGACCUAGCCAGGGAUGUUCUAAAGUCCGAGACCUGCACCGUUUCCGUGCCUGAGCUGGAGCUGGAAGUUGGAGCUGGGCUGCUCGGAGGACGCUUCACGACGGUCGAGGGGCUCCUGGAUGAGAUACGCAGACAGAUCACACAGGAGAAUCCAUUUUUCCGGGGCGACACAGUGAGCAGUCAGCAAAAGGUGCGCAUGGGGGCUUUCGUGGAUCAGCUGGGGAAAGUCAUAGAAGGCAAAAUGCCAGCGACUCUCAUACUGGACGACCCAUUCGGAAACAGCUACAUCCAGAACUUGUACGCUCCGGAACCGGACCCUGCGCUGAGGAGCACAAAGUACGAGCGGUCCUACGAACAGAACGAGGCGAUGGGCCUCAACGAUAUCAAGACAGAAAACUACGAGGAAGACAGCUGACGCAGAGGACGUUACAGGCAGCAGUGGUGCUUGAUGGA